AUGUCCUUCUCACGCGCACAUCUCCUCCGUGCUUCAGCCCUCCGUCCAGCACGCACCACCACCCGCCGUCCCACGCAGCAAUUCGCCCGGCGAACCUAUGCAUCAGCAUCGCAUGGUGUCCAGGCGUCUAGCAAUCUCCCCUGGAUGAUCGGUUCCGCCACCCUCCUCGGCCCCGGCCUCUACUAUCUCCUCCAGAACAGACCGCAAAAGCAAGCACACCACGCCAGCCACGAUGACCACGGGCCCCCAAAAGAAGCCCACGCCCCCGCCGGCGAGUCCGCACCGCAGCCAGACCGUGAUGCGGAGCAGAAGGUAACUUCGCAGCAGGAGCAGCCGCAGCAGCAAGGGGAGGAGGAAUCGUCCAAAGACGUCCCUGAAAACCCCGGCCGCACAACCAUGGAGGUCGACAGGGGCCGCUCGGAUAACCCGUACGUGAACGAGCCCGGGAAGAGCGAAAAGGGCGAGGGCGAGACCGAGACUGUCAAGGUGAAGGGGAGCGUUUCCCCGGAACGGCCGCAGGCCUAG
Molecule: messenger RNA, 525 nt
Organism: Aspergillus terreus NIH2624
Lineage: Eukaryota; Fungi; Ascomycota; Eurotiomycetes; Eurotiales; Aspergillaceae
Exons: 3
Coding region: 1-525 (174 amino acids)
Source: RefSeq, a predicted model, not a curated record